Aspergillus tanneri is the source of this 1659-nucleotide messenger RNA. Its product is annotated as putative MFS multidrug transporter. Gene Ontology annotation, biological process: transmembrane transport. The record is from RefSeq and is a predicted model, not a curated record. NCBI's taxonomy places the organism in Eukaryota, Fungi, Ascomycota, Eurotiomycetes, Eurotiales, Aspergillaceae. The transcript is spliced from 6 exons. Gene Ontology annotation, molecular function: transmembrane transporter activity. The coding region runs from base 1 to 1659 and encodes 552 amino acids.
AUGACUGCUGUCGAGAAGCACUCCGGCCCCUCCCAGUCGGAAAUUGAUGCGCCUCUUUCUGCCACAGGCGAUUUACAGCCGGAGAAACAAGUGAAUAUCAACACGGGCAAUGGGGAUACUCUCGCCGGAUGGCGACUGACAUUGCUCACGAUCGGGCUCUGCCUUAGUGUUUUCCUCUCGGCGCUCGACAUCACAAUUGUCAGUACGUCACUCACUGCCAUAGCAAAUGACCUGCAGGCUUUUGAAAAAAGUAGCUGGGUGGUCUCCAGUUACCUAACUUCCUACUUCAGUUUCCUGAUCAUAUGGGCCAAACUGAGCGAUUUCUUCGGGCGAAAGCUCAUGCUCGUUGCUGCCCUGGUGCUCUUCCUGGUGUUCUCGGGUGGUUGUGCAGGAGCGAAGUCAACAAUACAGCUGAUCAUGUUCCGGGCUUUCCAAGGCGUGGGCGGUGCUGGGAUCUUCAGCAUGGCUCCCAUAAUUGUAGCUGAGAUGGUGACUCCAGAGAAAUACGGGGCAUACAAUGGUAUUAUAUCGUUGGCCAUUGCAUUCAGUUUUCUCCUGGGACCGUUAUUUGGAGGUGCGAUCACCGACGGUACAUCAUGGCGGUGGAUAUUCUAUAUCAACCUCCCUGUCGGAUUCGUUGCCUUGGGUCUGGUAUUACUGGCAAUGCCGGUCUCAUUCCCGGACGUAUCACAAACCCAGUCUUUCUCUCUGAUCCAUAAGAAGAUCGAUUGGAAAGGACAGGUCGACUACCCGGGUUUCUUCCUUCUCCUUGCCGCUUGCGUUCUGCUUAUCGUGGCUAUCGAAGAAGCAGGGAUCUCCUUUUCUUGGAGCUCAGCUCUCGUGAUCACAUGUUUGGUCCUUGCCGCGGUUCUUCUAUGCAUGUUUUUCGCUUGGCAGUGGCUUCUCUACCGUCGGAAGUCCACCAGAGAACCGGUAUUUCCAUGGACAUUCAUGAAGAACCGAGUCCUCAUGGGAAUGUAUCUGAAUGCUAUUCUCUCCGGCGUUCCAUUCGUAACUCUUGUCCUGGAGAUGCCCCUCCGAUUCGAAAACGUCAACAACAGCUCCGCCGUACUUUCAGGAGUCCGCAUCCUUCCCUACACGAUGACAAUAGCGCUUGGAUCAGCCCUGACAGGCGGCCUAACGGCCCGCGGUCGUGUGCCACCCAUCUUUGUUCUCUGCACCGCAACCAUCCUGCAACUUCUUGGAGUGGGAUUGCUUUAUUCCAUUCCUGUAGAUACUAACCUCCCUGCUAAACUAUACGGCUAUCAAGUCCUCGCUGGCUUGGGUGUCGGACUGAGUCUAACUACUCUCUUGAACAUUGUCCCUUUUAUCGUUGACAAAAGUGUUCUAUCCGUAGCAAUGGGCGGGGUAACCCAGUUGCGAAUCCUGGGUGGCGCGCUGGGUGUCUCGAUCGCCACGAAUCUACUGAACAACACCGCAAAAAGCCAGUUGAGAACGCAGUUACCUACGGAUGUCAUCUCUAAGAUUCUAGCAAAUGCUUCUUACGUGAACACACUGCCUCGGUCGGAUCAGGAGCUUGUGAGAGAAGCCUUUGCGGAUGGAUUUCAUAAGCAGUUACUCAUGAUUCUGGCAUUUUGUGCAGCGGAGGUGUUGGCUUUGGUGCUAAUUUGGGAGAGGCCUGCGAGACGAUUGGCUUAA